Cottoperca gobio is the source of this 3315-nucleotide messenger RNA. It is a transcript of the gene elf1, whose product is annotated as E74-like ETS transcription factor 1. The record is from RefSeq and is a predicted model, not a curated record. Gene Ontology annotation, cellular component: nucleus. The coding region runs from base 995 to 2977 and encodes 660 amino acids. Gene Ontology annotation, biological process: regulation of transcription by RNA polymerase II; cell differentiation. Gene Ontology annotation, molecular function: DNA-binding transcription factor activity, RNA polymerase II-specific; sequence-specific DNA binding. The transcript has 10 exons. NCBI's taxonomy places the organism in Eukaryota, Metazoa, Chordata, Actinopteri, Perciformes, Bovichtidae.
AAUUGCUCUCAUCUCACAAGGGCUUGGACCUUCCCGGAAGAUGCCCAAUUCCCUUUAUAUCUUCCUGUGCUUACACUUAUCGUAAUACAGGAAAACAAACGCGACUCAAAACUCCAACGCUAGCUUGUAGCCAACAACCGACAUUGUUACUUAAUUUGACUAAAUCGUAUUGAACUAUUGACAAAAGUGUCUGUAAAGUGACACUUGAACGCGUUUACUAAACAUUAACUUUAGCCGAACCGUCGCUUAGAUACCAGUUUGUUUAACGUUUAACUAAAUUACAGUGCAAAAAUGAAUAGCUAUUCCUUGACGUUGGAUUACACGUAGGCUAAAUAUCGAUUAAGAAUGAAGUAUUUAUUGCUAAUUUUAUUACUUUUUAGCAUGACAAUAAACAACUUUUUUUCGUUCCUCGACGCUUAUUGCUCUAUUGUGAACAUCCAGUGAUUCCUCUGGUCUUACUACUACCAGGCUACAGCCAAACUUUGGUACCGGGCCAAUCAUUUCCCAGGAAAAUGUGACUGCUAGGAAUUCCCCACGCAUCAGUCAGCCCCUGUCUGUCGGAGAAAACUGCAACCUUGUGUCGGGAAGCCCACGAAAGCAGCAGGAGGGUAAAGCUGACCGGUGACUCUACGAUGAUGGAGCUAUAGCACAGUUUGUCUCCAUCUCGCACCACCAGGGAUAAUAAUGUGUUUCUAACGUCGCCGUGUUUUCAUGAGGACAGCCACUAACUGCCUGUAUAAAGCCAGGGGAUAUGCUGUGCUGAUGACAACUUCUACCAGGGUGUAGAUGCUCCAGGCGCAGCGGGACCCAGCCUCCGUGUCAGAGAGGGACGAGGCUGCUCCCACCUGGGCCACAUCACUCCUCUGAAACUCUGCUCGUGGUCGCUAACCCGCCCAGAUUAGAGAACAGGAGGACAACGACAGGGAAGCCAUUUUGUGAGGUGAAGCUGAGGAGCCAGGAUAUUUUCGGCAGCUCGCUGCCCUCUGAACUGACCAUGACGACUGCAGUGCAGCCCAGUGAACUGGUGUUUGAAUUUGCCAGCAACGGGAUGGACGAAAUCAAUCAGGUUUGCAGUUAUCUAAUCCCCACAACCGUGUCUGAAUCCUGUGGAGCAGGAUUGAUUCUGGAUGACCCGUCAGUAUUCCCAGCGGUGAUUGUUGAGCAGGUGCCUGCAGCCGAUCUGCUGCAGGUCUACUCAGGCCUGGAGUCCGACGAGGUGACCAACGGCAUCAUGGUGGACACCACUCUUCACAUCGUGGAGGAGCCUUCCAUCUUGGUGGGAGGGGUCGACCUCUCAGAAACUUCAGUGUCUGGCCCAGAAGACAGCAUGGAGACGAACGAAGCUGCAGCAGCUCUGCUCAACAUGGAGUCUCCAAACAACAUCUUGGACGAGAAGCGUAUGAUUCACACCUACGGCACUCUGCUGGAGUCAGACUUGACAUACGCUCCUCUGAGGCCUGACCAGAUGGAUAACGAUGCCCUUGACAUGUCCCUAGAUGAGGACACAUCAUCCAUGGAUGAGAUACCCCAAAAAUGUGCCUUAAAACCUCAGAAGAAAACCAAAGUGCGGAAGCCGCGGGCAGUGCGACCCUGCUCUCCUAUCACCACCCCUAACCUGCCACUCAGGAAGAAGAGCAAAGAGGGCAAAGGCACCACGAUCUACCUUUGGGAAUUCCUUCUGGCUUUACUGCAGGAUAAGAACACCUGUCCCAAAUACAUCAAGUGGACACAGCGGGAGAAAGGCAUCUUUAAGCUGGUGGACUCCAAGGCUGUUUCAAAGCUGUGGGGCAAACACAAGAACAAGCCUGACAUGAACUACGAGACUAUGGGAAGAGCUCUCAGGUACUACUAUCAGAGAGGCAUUCUGGCGAAAGUGGAGGGUCAGCGGCUGGUCUACCAGUUUAAGGAGAUGCCGACCGAUCUGGUGGUGAUCGAGGACGAAGACGCAGGCUCUGAUGCCAACGUCGGCUACGGGAAUCAGAGAUCUAACAACGGGCGGUCUAUGGUCCGCGGAGGGUCCAAAGGGCACGGGAGGGCUCAUGGUCACCACCAAGUCUCAAUGAAGCACAUGAAGAAGGAGCCCAUUGAUGAAUAUCUUUACCAGGAAGUGAAUGGCGGACAGACUGAGCAGCUCCUUCACUCUGUCCAUAUGUUGCAUGCCAACCAGGGGUCAGCUAUCCAAGAUCAAGCUAUGAGGGUUCCUACUUCAGUUCCUAUGGUGCUGACAUCUCCCGGCUCUCUUCAUUCCAUUCCCCUCACCACUGUUAUGGCCAACGGGGAGUCCUGCCACUCCUCCCCCCCCCGGGUUAUUCUCCAUACCAUGCCCUCUGCCACAGCAGGCGGAAAAGAUGUGCUCACCAUCCAGACGGCAUCUUUCACAGGUGGAGCACACAGCCUGCAGGAUGGCCUCCCUCACCACCUCCUGGUCACCAGUCUGGGCUCCUCCACCUCUUCCUGUUGCACUUCCCCUCCAGGUUUCAUUAGUUCCACCCAUUCCAACGUCAACGGCCUCCCUCGCCUGGUAACCAUCAACACAACCUGCGGGCAGACCAUGGUGGCACAGCAGCCCGGCACCGUAAUCGCCACUGUGCUCAAAUCCAGCGACUUCUCGGGGAUGCAGGUCAAAGAGGAGAUGCUGGACCCCAGCUACUUCCAUUCGAUGGUGAACGGCGAUCCAUCACUGGCGUCAAAUACGUUUGACAAAGAAGAGAUUGAGAUAGGGGAAGCAGAGCUGCAGUACAGGACUGUGAUCAUUGAUACCAGUCACCAUGAUGCUGUGAGUGAAACUAUAAUUAAUGGACAUUUCUCCCAGAGCAGCAGCCCCGGUGAGGGCCUGACCCCUGUAGAGGAGCUGGAAGUGCGUGGGGAGAUGUCCCUGCAGCCUGAGCAGGGAAUCAAAUGCCUGCAGGAGCUGCCACUGUCUGUCCAAUUGCCUGCAAACUUUAUCCAGAUAAAGACAGAGUCUGCAGAGGCUUAGGGCUGCAGGACACUAGCUAAACCAAAAACAACAAUUGAAUCCAUUUUGACAACAGACUUAGUGUUUUAUUUCGUACCACAUUGAUCUGAUCAAAGAUCAGAGUGAGGGAUCUUGCAGCAUUUUGCUCUUAGGUUGGUCAGUUCAGCCUCAGGAUUUAUUGUUUACUCACAUAUGUUGUGACCAUGUGCCUAAUUUCAAAAAUCAAGGGAGUGUUUCGUUUUCUUAAGAAGCCACUUUUCAGAUUUGGGAUUAUUUUCCAUAGCAAUUAACCCCAACACACACACGCACGCACGCACGCACGCACGCACACACACACACGCACACGCACGCACGCACAC